Molecule: messenger RNA, 3181 nt
Organism: Dalotia coriaria
Lineage: Eukaryota; Metazoa; Arthropoda; Insecta; Coleoptera; Staphylinidae
Product: RNA cytidine acetyltransferase l(1)G0020
Exons: 8
Coding region: 33-3125 (1030 amino acids)
Biological process (GO): rRNA acetylation involved in maturation of SSU-rRNA
Cellular component (GO): 90S preribosome; nucleolus
Molecular function (GO): 18S rRNA cytidine N-acetyltransferase activity; ATP binding; tRNA binding
Source: RefSeq, a predicted model, not a curated record
GCUAAUAAUUAAUUAAUAACAUAGUGAUUACAAUGGUUCGCAAGAAAAUUGAUAAUCGUAUUCGUGUGUUGAUUGAGAAUGGUGUUAAGUUGGGACACAGAACACUGUUUGUAAUUGUUGGAGAUAAAGGCAGAGAUCAAGUUGUAAUUCUGCAUCAUAUGCUAGCAAAAGCUGAAGUAAAAGCGCGUCCUUCAGUGUUAUGGUGUUACAAGAAAGAAUUAGGCUUCAGCAGCAACAGGAAGAAGAGAAUGAAGCACUUGCAGCAUAAGAUUCAAGCUGGAAAACUGAGUGUCAAUGAAGAUGAUCCCUUUGAAUUGUUUGUAUCUAGCACUAAGAUUAGAUAUACUUAUUAUUCAGAAACCCACAAGAUUUUGGGAAACACCUUUGGAAUGUGUGUACUACAAGACUUUGAAGCAUUGACACCCAAUCUAUUAGCGCGUACAAUCGAAACCGUUGAAGGUGGAGGUCUGGUUGUCCUUCUGCUCAGAUCCAUGAAUUCUCUUAAACAAUUAUACACAAUGACAAUGGAUGUUCAUCAACGUUUUCGAACGGAAGCGCAUCAAGACGUCGUUUGCCGCUUCAACGAACGUUUUCUUUUGAGUUUGGCGUCGUGCAAGCGCUGUUUAGUUGUAGAUGACCAACUGGCUGUUCUUCCAUUGUCUUCACAUAAUCUACAUGUGAAUCCUGUGGAUAAACCAGAAGAACAACCAGAAAACGAUGCUGAAUUAAGCGAUUUAAAGACAAGUCUAAGAGAAACCCAACCAGUCGGCAGUUUAAUAAAUUGUUGUAGAACUUUAGAUCAGGGUAAAGCUUUGUUGAAAUUCAUUGAGGCAAUCAGUGAAAAGACUUUACGAUCAACAGUAUCUUUAACUGCGAGUCGUGGUCGUGGUAAAUCAGCCGCUCUUGGAUUAGCAGUCGCGUCAGCAGUAGCUUUUGGUUACAGUAAUAUUUUCGUGACUAGUCCGAGCCCUGAAAAUUUAAACACGUUCUUUGAGUUUGUUUUUAAAGGAUUUGAUGCUUUGGAGUAUCAAGAACACAUUGAUUACUCACUGGUACAGAGCACAAAUCCAGAAUUUAAUAAAGCCAUUGUUAGGGUGAAUGUUUUCCGUGAUCAUCGUCAGACUAUUCAGUAUAUUCAUCCGACUGAUGCUAAUAGAUUAUCACAAGCGGAGUUGUUAGUUAUUGAUGAAGCUGCAGCGAUUCCAUUAGCUUAUGUUAAGGCGAUGUUGGGGCCAUAUUUGGUGUUUUUGGCUUCGACUAUCAAUGGCUAUGAAGGCACUGGACGUUCUUUGUCAUUAAAAUUGUUACAACAACUUCGUGUUCAGGCUGCACCGGUGGGAGCUAACACAAAUGCGGCUAACAAAUCAACUGGAGCUGCUACAGGGAGAAUUUUACAUGAAGUAACGCUCGAGGAAUCCAUCAGAUAUAAACCUGGCGAUGAAGUUGAAACAUGGCUGACAAAACUUCUCUGCUUGGAUGCUACAUCUGUUCAACCAAUAAUGUCCGGUUGUCCACCACCGGACAACUGUGAGUUGUAUUACAUCAACCGCGAUACGUUGUUUUGUUAUCACAAGGCGUCUGAAGAGUUUCUGCAACGUCUUGUGGCUUUAUAUGUCGCCUCGCAUUAUAAAAACUCUCCUAAUGAUUUACAAAUGAUGUCGGACGCGCCUGCACAUCACUUAUUCUGUCUUUUGGGCCCUGUGGACUCAUCCAAAAAAACUUUGCCUGAGAUUUUGGUUGUUAUACAAGUAUGUCUCGAAGGACAAAUCUCGAAAGGCAGCGUUCAAGAUGGCUUCUCAAGAGGAAAACGCGCUGCGGGUGAUUUAAUCCCUUGGACUGUAGGCCAGCAGUUUCAGGAUCCUGAUUUUCCAAGUUUAAGUGGUGCUAGAAUCGUUAGGAUUGCUACGCAUCCUGAUUAUCAAGGUAUGGGUUACGGUGCAAGAGCGCUAAACCUUCUCAAAGAUUACUACGAAUUCAAAAUAACAAACUUGGAUGAAGUAGAAACAACAGAAAUUGACAACGUUGACGAUGAAGAUGUUAAUUUGUUAGAAGAAACUAUUGAACCAAGAAAGUCUCUGCCGCCAUUACUACUAAAGUUAAGUGAAAGACCACCAGAGAAGUUGCAUUAUCUUGGUGUUUCCUACGGUUUGACUGAAGGUUUGUUAAAAUUCUGGAAGAGAUCUGGUUUUGUGCCUGUUUAUUUGCGUCAAACUACUAAUGAUUUGACUGGGGAACAUUCAUGUAUUAUGCUGAAUGUGAUCAAUGACGAUGCGAAUGCGAAAGACGACGAUUGGUUGAAGGCAUACUGGAUUGACUUUAGAAAGAGGUUUGUUUCUUUGUUGAGUUAUAAUUUCAAGACGUUUUCGCCAGCUAUGUCGUUGAGUAUGCUAACAAACAAAGCUAGAGUGAUUGAAUCAAAAGUACUUUCAAGAAAUGAAUUGGAUGUACACAUGACUACUUAUGAUGUGAAACGUCUAGAAAUGUACAGUAAUAAUUUGGUGGAUUAUCAUCUUAUAACCGACUUGAUUCCUACAUUGGCGAGGCUCUAUUUCACGAAUAACUUGGGUGAUGUUCAAUUGUCAGCAGUACAAGCUGCAAUUCUAUUAGGUGUCGGGUUACAACACAAAGAUGUUGAUGACUUAUCCACGCAACUAGAUUUACCAUCAAAUCAAUUACUAGGUCUUUUCAACCGAUUGAUUCGUCGAACAGUACAAUACAUCAAUACUGUCUUAUCCGAGGAUGCUGAAAAAUCCCUGGCACCAGUUAAAGAUGUACAAUUGACGCCGGUUGCCAAAAGUAUGCAACAAGAGUUAGACGAAGCAGCGAACGAACUAAAGAAGAAACAAAAGAAGGAGUUAGAGAAACUUAAAAAUGAGAAUCUCUCCCAGUUUGCAAUCAAAGGUUCAGAACAAGAUUGGGGUGCGAUUUAUGCCUCAAAAGGAAAGAAAAACAUAGUUUCUGUGAAGAGCGGAGAAAAACGAAUGCAUGACGGUGCCAACGGCGUAGAAAAAUCAGCAAAAGAUGUGGAUUUCACUAGAAAACCGAAGAAGAAAUUCAAGAAAAACAUUAAAUAUUGUGUAAUGUUCAAACUGAACAAAGAUUUAUUCGCUUAUGGUUAUAAAUAGUUUAAUGUGAGUAUUAAACAUGUUUUGCCCGUAUCACAUUAUAAACAAGCAGAUAA